AAGCUGAUUCUAGGAGUGAUGGGUAAAGGGAUCAAGGAGGUGGGGACUUUCCCCACCUUUCUGGGCCUGAACCAGUUCCAGCAUUUCAGCUUCCUUCACAGCCCGCCCCCUUGUUUGCUGUGUUCAACUUCCUGCCCCACCAGAGGAAGUGGGGAGCGACAGCAGGUGCUGCGACAGCUAGCAGGGCCAUGGACAAAGAGUAUGUGGGUUUUGCAGCCCUCCCCAACCAGCUCCACCGCAAGUCCGUCAAGAAGGGGUUUGACUUCACAUUGAUGGUGGCAGGGGAGUCAGGCCUGGGAAAAUCCACCCUCAUCAAUAGUCUGUUCCUUACAAACCUCUAUGAGGACCGGCAGCUGCCACCAGCCAGUGCUCGCUUGACACAGACACUGACCAUUGAGCGCCGGGGUGUAGAGAUCGAGGAAGGGGGUGUUAAAGUGAAGCUGACCCUGGUGGACACACCUGGCUUUGGGGACUCAGUGGACUGCUCAGACUGCUGGCUGCCAGUGGUGCGCUACAUCGAGGAGCAAUUUGAGCAGUAUCUUACGGAUGAGAGCGGUCUGAACCGGAAAAACAUCCAGGAUUCUCGGGUCCACUGCUGCCUCUACUUCAUCUCACCCUUCGGCCGGGGGCUCCGGCCCCUAGAUGUGGCCUUCCUCCGAGCUGUGCAUGAGAAGGUCAACAUCAUCCCAGUCAUUGGCAAAGCAGAUGCCCUGAUGCCCAAGGAAGCCCAGGCCCUCAAGCAGAAGAUCCGGGACCAGCUGAAGGAGGAGGAGAUCAACAUCUACCAGUUCCCUGACUGUGACUCUGAUGAGGAUGAAGACUUCAAGAGGCAGGAUGCAGAGAUGAAGGGAAGCAUCCCCUUUGCAGUCGUCGGUUCAUGCGAGGUAGUAAGGGAUGGUGAGACCCGGCCGGUGAGGGGACGCUGCUACUCCUGGGGUACCGUGGAGGUGGAGAAUCCACAUCACUGCGAUUUCCUGAACCUGCGACGGAUGCUCGUGCAGACGCAUCUGCAGGACCUGAAGGAGGUGACGCACGAUCUACUGUACGAGGGCUACCGGGCCCGCUGCCUGCAGAGCCUGGCCCGGCCGGGGGCGCGAGCCAGUCGCAGUAAGCUUUCCCGCCAGAGCGCCACAGAGAUCCCACUGCCCAUGCUUCCUCUGGCCGAGACUGAGAAGUUGAUCCGCGAGAAAGACGAAGAGCUACGCCGCAUGCAAGUGAUGCUGGAGAAGAUGCAGGCCCAGAUGCAGCAGAGCCAGGCCCCGAGCGAGCAGUCGGACACCCUCUGAGACCCCCGCCUCGGCCCUCCCUUCCUUCGGCCUCCCUGUCCUCGGCCCCGCCUUCGGCCCGUCUCUUGCCCAAUCCCCGAGGCCCAGCCAGCCCAGCGCCUAGUCAUGGAGCCCCAGCCGGUAGGCCCGCCCUUGCACGGGCUAUGAAAAGUCUCCCUCUAAUCGGUUCUCCUCAAAUCUGGAGUUGGGAGCCUCGCCUCUCGCCCCGCCCCGACUCUACCCCUGCCCGCCCUCCACUUCGCCCUUCGUUCUCUUCCUGAGCAGACAUCUCCAGCCCCGCCAAGACCCCCUUCUCCGUCUUCGGGCGUCGCCCGUCUUCCCCCAAGCUGUAUCUUCAAUAAAAGCUGAGCUGCC
Loxodonta africana (African savanna elephant) is the source of this 1640-nucleotide messenger RNA. RefSeq names its product septin 1 (gene SEPTIN1). Gene Ontology annotation, molecular function: molecular adaptor activity; GTP binding; GTPase activity. Lineage: Eukaryota; Metazoa; Chordata; Mammalia; Proboscidea; Elephantidae. The record is from RefSeq and is a predicted model, not a curated record. The coding region runs from base 189 to 1286 and encodes 365 amino acids. Gene Ontology annotation, biological process: intracellular protein localization; regulation of exocytosis; cytoskeleton-dependent cytokinesis. Gene Ontology annotation, cellular component: microtubule cytoskeleton; septin complex; cell division site. The transcript is spliced from 11 exons.